Neogale vison (American mink) is the source of this 2270-nucleotide messenger RNA. RefSeq names its product lunapark, ER junction formation factor (gene LNPK). Lineage: Eukaryota; Metazoa; Chordata; Mammalia; Carnivora; Mustelidae. The transcript has 14 exons. The record is from RefSeq and is a predicted model, not a curated record. Gene Ontology annotation, cellular component: endoplasmic reticulum tubular network. Gene Ontology annotation, biological process: endoplasmic reticulum tubular network organization. Bases 1 to 1488 code for a protein of 495 amino acids.
AUGGGAAGGAGUUGGCCGGGCCCAUCGCUCUGUCGGUGGCGGCUGCUGCCUGCUUUGGAGGCAGGCUGCGCGGUGGCCGCCGAAGCUGGCAGACGUGGACGCAAGCGCCGGGCUUUGCCCGCUUCUUGCAGUUGUGAAUUCCUUUGGACAAUUGAUGAUAUUUAUCACUGUGCUCAUCUUCUACACAUAAAAGAUGGGUGGAUUAUUUUCUCGAUGGAGGGUAAAACAAAACCUUCAACUGUAGAAGUUCUGGAAAAUAUAGAUAAGGAAAUUCAAGCAUUGGAAGAAUUUAGGGAAAAAAAUCAGAGAUUACAAAAAUUAUGGGUUGGAAGAUUAAUUCUCUACUCUUCAAUUCUUUAUCUGUUUACAUGUUUAAUUGUAUAUUUGUGGUAUCUUCCUGAUGAAUUUACAGCAAGACUUGCCAUGACACUUCCAUUUUUUGCUUUUCCAUUGAUCAUCUGGAGCAUAAGAACAGUGCUUAUUUUCUUCUUUUCCAAGAGAACAGAAAGAAAUAAUGAAGCAUUGGAUGAUUUAAAAUCCCAGAAGAAAAAAAUACUUGAAGAAGUCAUGGAAAAAGAAACUUAUAAAACGGCUAAAUUAAUUCUUGAAAGAUUUGAUCCAGACUCAAAGAAAGCAAAGGAGCUUGAGCCGCCAUCUGCUGGAGCAGCUGUAACUGCAAGACCUGGACAAGAGAUUCGUCAGCGGACUGCAGCUCAGAGAAACCUUUCUCCAACACCACCAAGCUCUAGCCAGGGCCCUCCUCCACAAGUUCCAGUAUCUCCUGGACCACCAAAGGAUAGUUCAGCCCCUGGUGGACCCCCAGAAAGAACUGUUACUCCAGCCCUAUCAUCAAAUGUGUUACCAAGACGUCUUGGAUCCCCUGCUACUUCAGUGCCUGGAAUGGGUCUUCAUCCUCCGGGUCCACCUUUAGCAAGGCCCAUUCUCCCGCGAGAAAGAGGUGCUCUGGAUAGAAUUGUUGAAUAUUUAGUUGGUGAUGGUCCACAGAACAGGUAUGCCCUUAUAUGUCAGCAGUGUUUUUCUCAUAAUGGCAUGGCUUUGAAAGAAGAAUUUGAAUACAUUGCUUUUAGAUGUGCCUACUGUUUUUUCUUGAAUCCUGCGAGAAAAACUAGACCUCAGGCUCCAAGACUUCCAGAGUUUAGUUUUGAGAAGAGGCAGGCAGUGGAAAGCUCAAGUUCAGUUGGUCCUUUGCCCUCAAGAAGUGUGAUUUCAUCAGAGAACCAGAUCAGUGAAGAAUCUGUAGAAGAACAAGAUGUACUUGAUAACAGUACAGAGCAGACAGAUGAGAAAAUAUCAGAUACAGAGGAGACAGACCAAGGGACUGAAAAAGUAUCUGGCACAGAGGAACCAGAGGAGAAACAAGAGGCUGAAAAUGAGGACACCUCAAUGAAUGAAGCCAAAUCAGCAGUCCCUAGAGCUGAUUCUACUCCUAAUCUUGAACUCAGUGAAGAAUCUUUGAUGGCCAUGUAGUAAAUGCUUCCACGUGCCUUCAACUGGAUAUUUAUAGUCUUGUUGAUGUCAGUUAUCGCUUUCUAGGUGGUGCUUUCUUUUUUCCCUCGUAAGGAUAUAUGCUUGAUAUCAUUUGAAUUUAGAUUGCUUGGCUAUUUCAAUAUGUCAGAGUUGUAGCUCCUGGAUGUUAAAUUAAAGGCAAGUGAUAUCAGUAAAGUAAGAACCUUUGGAAUGUAUAAAGACCCACACUGUUUAGCCAGGUAUUAGAUGUUUUCUUCCAUUCUAAAAGUAAACAGAAUAGCAUUCUUGUUUUCUCUGUGUGUGACCUAUAAAUAAUACCAUUUUGACAUAGGAAGAACUUUGGUUAUGAAUAAGUUCUAAUGGUGUUUAUUUUAAGGAAUGAAACUCAGUUAAGAUUUUUAAUCAUUCAUCAUCAAAAAUGGAUGGAAUUUUAAUUCUUGAGGUAUUUGCAGGGGUGAUGUCUACUUAGGCAUUUACAUUAAGUGGUAGGAAAGUUAUAACUGUAUCUAUAUAGGCAUUGGUACGAAUUCUCAGUAAGAAUGCAAUUGAACAGUCAAGUGCAGUGUUUCUUCUUUGAUGUUUCUUAUUUUGCAGCUGGGCCAAAGGCACAUGAUGUAUAUAAUUAGCUUAUGUUUACAUAUUAACAUAUAGGAAAUAUCUCUGCACUUGACUGUACUUGAAUUCUGAGCAUUAUUUAUACUUGUAAAAUAAUGGUGAUAUAUAAGUGAAUUUUGUGCUCUUGUGUGUAUUUUGUUAAGGAAAAUAAAGAUGAUCUGGCAGCA